AUGAUAUAUAUCAAGAAAAAACAUACAGUUUAUAAUAUACGCCUAUAUAAUUUUGUCACAGGAAAAUUACCUGAAUUAGACAAGAAAGCACAAAUUGCAGAAGAUGAUGCCCAAAAUGUCAUAAAUGAAUUAACUGUUCAACUGGAAAAUCAUGGUGUCGUGUUUGAUAAAUUAAUUGAAUGCCAAAGAAUAUAUUAUGAGAGUGAAAAAGGAAUAACUCUGUUCACUGAAAUCAUAGACUACAUGAAAGGCAACUUAGAUUAUACUAGUUCAAAACUGAAAGAAAACCACACUGAACUUAUAGACUGUUUUCAAGGACAAAUCAAGCAGUAUGAAAAAGAAAGAGAUAGUCGUGUUGAUUUCGCGUGUUACAACAAUAUACCACUAGAACUUUAUCAAAGCACUAUCUUUCUCAACACAAAAUUAGGUGAUUUAUAUCACUGUAAAGCAGAAUUUAGUAAACAUUUGUUUUUCAGUAAAUUCAGUUGGGAUAUUGCUAGAAAAAUAAAACAACAAAUGAAAAAUUGAACAGAGAGAUUAUUGAAAAAGAAAAACAAAACAAAACUGGUCACCAACUAACACGAAAUAAUCAUGAAUAAAUUUUAUUCAUGUACAGUACUGACAAUACUUGAUACGUAUUCAAUAACACAUUCAAGGUCCAAUUCUUUAUUAAUCUUAAAAAUGCCUUACAAAUUCUUCUAUGAUCCAUUUGAUUUAACUUCCUAUUAAUUAGAUAUAAAUAUUUAUCAGCUUGAUAUUCAUCAAUCAAUCGCGACUUAACUAAAUUUCUAUAUUUUAACUGACUCUUGUUAUAAAUACAUCUCUAUGCGUUA
Schistosoma margrebowiei is the source of this 833-nucleotide messenger RNA. Lineage: Eukaryota; Metazoa; Platyhelminthes; Trematoda; Strigeidida; Schistosomatidae. The record is from the annotation of a GenBank genome assembly.